Messenger RNA from Aspergillus nomiae NRRL 13137, 390 nucleotides. RefSeq lists its product as uncharacterized. The coding region runs from base 1 to 390 and encodes 129 amino acids. The record is from RefSeq and is a predicted model, not a curated record. NCBI's taxonomy places the organism in Eukaryota, Fungi, Ascomycota, Eurotiomycetes, Eurotiales, Aspergillaceae. The transcript has a single exon.
AUGGCAACCCACCCGAUCUACCUGAUCGCCGAAAGCGGCCUCCCGCGCGACCACCACGCCCUCUUCGUCGAGACUCACGAGAACGGCCCCUCCACCGGCCAUAUCUACCACGUCAAAGGCAACAUCCAAGAAGGCAUGAUCUUCGAGCACCGUGCUGAGCUGCCGCCGGAGGAAAUCCCGGGGUUCUGUGGCAAGGAGAAGCUGGGUGUGGUCGCGGUUGCGGAGUACGGACGCGUCUUGGGGAUCUGUGAGGGUGUGUCGGUGCCCAAGAAGCAGUUCCAAGGGGCGAGGAGGUUGUAUCCGCGGGAGCCGUUGAGACGAUGUCAGGAGUGGGUUGCUGAGGCUGUUGAUGCUUUGAGAGGGGAGGGAGUCUUGGUUGCGAGUGACUAA